GAAUUCGAGUGUGAUCAGUGCGAGAGUGCCGGCACAAUGCAGGUGGGUGGGUGGUACGGAAGACGAAAAAGACACGGCCCGAGGUGAGGCUCAUCACGACGCCAACAAUUCCAUACUGUUGUGAACCUCCAAUAGAUGUCUGGGCGUUGCGGUAUCCAUACGUCCAACUUGCAUCUGCGUACGAAGGAAUCACAUAUGCAUGAACAUGAACAUGAACAUGAAGUGGCAAGAUGGUUGGAUCGGGUCAAUCAAUGGCGCGCAUCUAUUGACUGUUGCUUGAUACAACCGAAAGCCGACAUUCUUUAGCGUAAGGGCUACCAAGGUCUGUGCAUUGAUGGGUACCUCUGGCCAGUCUCGAGCCAGUCCUCCGCAUUGCGAAUCCUCGCUGUGUCAAGUCGUUCAUAUGUAGACAUCCGAUGUUAACGUGGACUUGCUGUCGAUUGACACAAAUAUAUAAACACCUUGGAUCAUGUGUCGUUCUAUCGCCACGCAUUUAUAUCGAGGGGAUGUUAUUUCCACAUCCAAGCUUUGCGGCAGAAAAGAAGUGCUCCUGGCGCACCGAGUCAAGCGUCAGCAGAGUAAGCAGAGUCAGCAAGCAAUGGAUUAUUCAAUGGGAGUCUCGUGCGACCUUAUCGGCUGCCAACUUAUGCACGUCUUUUCUUCCGAGCAAAUGGUUCGACAGGAGCCUUCCUUUUUGCGGAGGCGACAGCGAAUGGCAUUUGGGCGCAGUGUCUGCCUAUCUGGUAAGCUGAUGAAGACGGAGAGUGCAAGGCUGGAGAGUGAUGGUGAUUUAAGCAUCCCAUCGCCAUGGUGAUUUGACGUAAGAGAUCGUUGCUUUCGUUUGAUUAUCGUUGGUCUUUUUUUCUUGCCUUUUCACUUUCGCAGACAAUCAUCAAUCAUCAAAGGUAUCAUGUCUUCUACGGCAUCUUCAAGCGAUUCCGAUAACAGUAGAAGACGACGCCGACAGGGUCCAAGACCCUCACCACCACCUCCUCCUCCGCCGUUUCAAGGGAACAAUAAGAAAUCAAAGAAGAGGAACAAAUACGUAGCCCCUCAAGAUACGAUCGAUAAACUUUGGUCUCGAUUCUCGGUAUCAAAAUUUAGUAAAGCUACAAAAGUUUUACCAAAUGCAGCACCUUUUGCGAAGGGCACAUCUGCAAAGACCGUUAUUGUUCCUCCACCUGGUCCGCAGAACCAGCUCGUUUCCGAAGACUUUGAAAGAGCGGUUCAAGAAUGCAGAGCCAAAGUCAAGAAACUUGUUAAAGAAUGUAGGCGCGUUAAUAUGCGGUUUCGCGACGCCAGCUUUGAUAUAGACUGGGACUUGAAAUGGGAGAAAGGAAAUUGUCUAAAUACACUUGAUGAAAUAAGAUUUGAAGUUUGCAAACAGGCUCUUCUCAAUCCUACAUCCUCCGGGCCGAAGGCCGUCAAGAGAGUUCACGAAAUAUUCGAUAAGCCAACAUUCUUAGGAGAUAAAAUUUCUCCUUCGGAUGUCAAACAAGGAAGUCUUGGGGAUUGUUGGUUGAUGGCUAGUUUGACAGCAUUGGCAAAUACAGACGACGGAAUUCAAAGAAUAUGUGUUGAAUGGGACACAAAAAUUGGGAUAUAUGGUUUUGUGUUCCAUCGUGAUGGUGAAUGGAUCAUUUCGAUCAUCGAUGACAAGCUCUAUCUAAAAUCGCCAGAUUGGGAUUCACCCUCGGUCCACAGGCAUCUACUCGAGCAAACUGACCGAGAGGAUGUUGAAAAGGAUUAUCGAAAAACGUAUCAAACCGGAUCUCAGUCAUUAUUCUUCGCUCAAUGUAAAGAUCCAAAUCAAACAUGGCUUCCUCUUCUCGAAAAGGCUUACGCUAAAGCACACGGGGAUUUCUUUUCUUUGAGUGGAGGAUGGAUAGGGGAGGGUCUUGAAGAUUUGACAGGAGGCGUAACUACGGAACUUCUUACUUCGGAUAUUCUUGAUACCGAUGAAUUUUGGCAUAAUGAAAUUCUCAAGGUCAAUAAAGAAUUCCUUUUUGGUUGCUCUACUGGUCUUCUCGAUUACGGUUAUGGCAAUAGAGAUGGAAUAUCUGAAGGCCAUGCAUACGUUAUUAUGGAGGCUAGAGAGUUAUCUACUGGCGAACGUCUCCUAAAAUUACGGAAUCCGUGGGGAAAGAUCAAAAAAGGUAAUUGGGAAGGUCCAUGGUCAGAUGGAAGCAAGGAAUUCACCCCUGAAGCUCAGAUAGAGCUCAACCACAAAUUUGGAAACGAUAGUGUUUUCUGGAUUUCAUAUCAGGAUUUACUACGCAAAUAUCAACAUUUCGAUCGCACUCGGUUGUUCAUGGACAGUCCUGAUUGGAGAUUGACCCAAGACUGGGUCAGUGUAGAGGUGCCAUGGAGAUCCGAGUUUGAACAGAAGUUCACCAUAACGCUUAAGAAGGAAUCACCCAUAGUUUUGGUUAUGAGUCAACUCGACGACAGGUACUUUAUUGGUCUACAUGGUCAAUACAACUUCAGAUUGCAGUUUCGGGUUCAUGAGAUUAAUUCACCCGAUGAAGAAGAUUAUAUCGUCCGAAGCCAUGGGAAUUAUCUUAUGAGGCGAAGUGUGGUUGCUGAAUUGAAAAGUCUCUCCGCCGGAACAUAUACAGUAUAUAUGAUGGUCAUAGCAGAAAGGGAUAAGGAUCGACAGAGUGUUGAAGAUGUCGUUAAAGAUGAAUUGAGUCAAAGGGAAGAUAAUGAAAAAUUAGCUAAAGUUGGUCUAGCUUACGAUCUGGCUCACCAGAAAGGAUUGUCUCAUAUGGAGUUAAGAAUUAAAUCCAGAAAGGCUCUAGAUAAAGCAAAGGCCCGAGAAUCCAGGAUUGCUAAACGUAAAGUCCUUUGGGAGAAAAGACACAUUGCGCGGGAGAUACUAAGGAAGCAAAAGAAGAAGAAUUAUGAGAAACGUGAAGGUAAAGCAGCAAAAGAUACUGAGUGGGCAAAGGAACAAGAAGAACGUGAGCUAAAGGAUCAAGGUGUUCAAACGGAAGAUAUUCCAGAAGUUCAAGUCGAGAAACAAGACAAGUCAAUGCAAACCGAAGAUCUCAAUGAGGAGUCAAUGAACACUACAGUUGAUACACAACCCACAAAUGAAAGGGACAAAGCAGUACAGACAGAAGGCUUUACACCAUCUUCUAAUGAGUCCCAGACAACUCCCGUAACUCCAAAGAGUAAUGGUUCAUCUCCACGUUCACCGUAUACGAUGAUCUCGAGAUCCGGAUCUAAUCGCCGCAAAUCACUACCUCCACCUCCAAGCUUUGUUAAUCUUCGUAGAAAUCCGAGUCGUCCACCAAAUCAUGGUCGAGGGCCUCCUCCUCCUUCUUCGAAACCAGGUCUAUAUGUUACUUCGGAGGGGGAGUCAAGUGCAAGUCCUCUUUCGGAUUAUGAUAUGUAUAGUGACGAUGAUCCGACUCUUAAGCCACGAAAUCAGUCAACCGAGCCGAAACGCCCAAAGGAAAGGGAGGCUGGUGAAGAUGAGCCAGAACCAUGGAAUGCGGUUUGUAUCGUUGGCUUCAGGGUUUACAGUAAGGAUGAAGGACUAGUGCUUACUGUUUGCGAGGAGGGUAUGGAGGAAGUGAUUGAGUUGAAAGAGGAUAGUGAAGCUGGUACUGAUGGUGAUGUGGAAGAUGCUGAAGAUGAAGAUUGCCAUGAGAAGAAAGGAGGAAAUGGGGAAGAUUUGAAAUUAAAAGAUACUGCAGCAGGAAACGACUCAACACUUUCAGAUGUCGCAAUCAAAAUUGAGCCUGACAAAGAUUUGAAUGUCGCUAUCUCCAAUUCACCUUACGAGAUUACUGGAACCUCUUCGUCAGUCAACAAUGGCCUUGAAGAAAUUCCUACCGAGAAGCAAUCCCAAGAAGCCACCAAAAUUUUGGAAAUAGAGACAAACGGCGACGCUCAGCAGAAGUCGGCUCUUGGGAUCUCGGAGGGUGCUACAGAUGAUAUCGUGAAGGAAUCAGAUUCUCAAUCCGGCAUUGCAACAUCAAGCGCUUCUUCGAACUGCACUUAAAGCUCACACUGAUUUUUGUUCAGGUAACAUUCAGUGUACAAUUCAUUCUUCAGAUCAGUGCACAAUGAAAACAAUUUCUCGUUUUUGGAAGCCCCAUUUUGAUCUUUCAAGCGAUUCAGGCAGUCUAGGCGGUCUAUGCGAGCUUCUCGGUUUUAUCUUCAGCAAAAUCUUCGAACCCGCAUGUAGUUCUAGUAAUUCUAGUGAUUACAUUCUCAUGACUAAUGAAAUUUUUCGUAAUAUCUGUAGGUAGAUACAAUGAUGUUAGUAUUAUUCCCAUCAAUGAAUAUAUUCAGACUACUCAAUCAACACAAUUUUCAUUGGCCCUUUCUCA
Messenger RNA from Botrytis cinerea B05.10, 4343 nucleotides. RefSeq lists its product as hypothetical. The coding region runs from base 911 to 4012 and encodes 1033 amino acids. NCBI's taxonomy places the organism in Eukaryota, Fungi, Ascomycota, Leotiomycetes, Helotiales, Sclerotiniaceae. The transcript has 5 exons. Gene Ontology annotation, molecular function: calcium-dependent cysteine-type endopeptidase activity. Gene Ontology annotation, biological process: proteolysis. The record is from RefSeq and is a predicted model, not a curated record. Gene Ontology annotation, cellular component: cytoplasm.